CUGCUUGUGAUCGGUCCUUACAAUGACCAUGGCAAGGUUGGGCAUGAGUUUAUGGAAGAGCAUAAACUGAGGUAUCUCAAGCAAAUGCUUCUAAGGAGAAAUGAACGUAGUGUGAAAGAUUACAUCAGUGCCUUGAGUUAUUUGGAAGAAAGAGCCCGGAAUUGCUAUGCCGAACGCAUUAGCCUGAAAAAAGAUGAGUUCGUAGAAAUGAUGCUACUUGAUGGGUGUUUCAUCAUUGAGCUUUUCCGAAAGUGUCAGAUGCCGCAUCUAAGGGAUAAGCAUGAUCCAAUCUUCCAAAUGUGCUGGAUGCUUGCCGUUAUAGCUCGUGAUCUUAUAUUAUUUGAAAAUCAACUUCCAUACUUUGUUCUUACUAAAUUGUUUGAGAUGAGUGCGAGGGACCAGACACCGCUUCCUAGCCCAUCCAUACAUCCUGGAGAACACACCAUCAAUAUUGAGCAAAACAAUGAAAUUACCUGUCUUGAAAGCUCAACCUCCGUAGAUCAAAGAGUCCAGAUCAGACGACAACUUGUUGAUCUUGCCAUUUCUUUUUUAUCUGGGUCAUUACCAUUUCAAGAUUCGGAUGUUGAAGGAUCGAGGUCUUAUUCAGCCGAAAAACCAUUUCGACUUUGUCGGAUGCAUAAGGCUAUCACUCCUCCACUCGCAAAAAUAGUACAUGAGCAUCUAAAGGUUGGAGACAUAUUCAAGAACGCAGAUUUUAAGCAUCUACUUGAUCUAAUACAUACAAUGAUCAAGCUUUCAGUACUUGAUAUGGAACUAGAUCGUGCCAUAGAACGUCAAGAGGUUGGAAUCAAAUUCAAGAAGGGAGUGAUAUUUAAGCAUUUAUUUGGCCUGAUAAGUAGAGUAGUAAGUCCAUUACCUGCAAAAAUGGAAAACAUGAACAAGGGCAUAUGUUGUGCCAUCGACCUACAAAAAUCUGGACUCAAAUUCAAUAUGACAGAGAUAUUUAAGUUUCCAUAUCGUCCGAAGAAGAUUGAAGACUGGAACUCAAUACCAUAUGGAAUAGAGCUUCAUGAGGCUGGAGUUGACUUCAAGAUGGCAAAGAAAUUUAGGGAUAAAUUUAAGGAGAAUAAACGCUGGAAGUUAAUACCUGAUGCCAUUGCAUUUCAAGACGCUGGAGUUGAAUUGGAGAAAGCAAUGAGAUUUUCUUAUCCACUCGGUCUAAAUAGGAAUGAGGACGGUAAGAAAAAACUUUGCGGAGCCAUAUUCAAGAUGGUAGAGAAAUUUAUGCCCCUAUCUUUUCUAAACAAGAUUGAAUACUGGAACUCAAUUCCUGAAGGCAGAGAGCUUAAAGAGGCUGGAGUAGAAUUCAAGAAGGCAAAAAAAUUUAGGGAUACAAAAGAUAUGAUAAAGUCAAUACCUAAUGCAACAGAGCUUGAAGAGAGUGGAGUCAAAUUCAAGGCGGCAAAGAAUUGUACCACGUUUGCCAUUCAGUUUAGCAAUGGGGUAUGGGAAAUUUCGCCUUUGAGAAUAGAAGAUGACACUGAAACUUUUUUGCGAAAUCUAAUUGCAUUUGAGCAAUAUGAUCCAUACAAUGAUUCGAAUUAUGUCAGCGACUAUAUUUGCUUCAUGGAUGAUCUCAUUGACUCUCCAAAGGAUGUUAAAUUACUCCGUCGGAAAGGAAUCAUUGAAAAUUGGUUGGGUGAUGAUGAAGUUGCUUCCAUCAUGGUUAACAAGCUUGGCCGCCAUGUCGGCAUUUCAACCAGCAACUCCAUUUAUGCUAAAACUUCCAUUGAUAUGAUCAGACAUUGUGCCAAACGCUGGAAUGAAUGGAAGGCAAAUUUGAGGCACAAUUAUUUCAAUAGUCCUUGGGCUUUACUUUCAGUUUUGGUUGCUAUCUUAUUGCUCGGACUUGCAAUUACACAAACUGUGUUUUCUAUUAUUAAUUAG
Molecule: messenger RNA, 1908 nt
Organism: Juglans regia (Persian walnut)
Lineage: Eukaryota; Viridiplantae; Streptophyta; Magnoliopsida; Fagales; Juglandaceae
Exons: 1
Coding region: 52-1908 (618 amino acids)
Source: RefSeq, a predicted model, not a curated record